Molecule: messenger RNA, 6098 nt
Organism: Plutella xylostella (diamondback moth)
Lineage: Eukaryota; Metazoa; Arthropoda; Insecta; Lepidoptera; Plutellidae
Gene: BicD
Product: Microtubule-associated protein Bicaudal D
Biological process (GO): protein localization to organelle; regulation of microtubule cytoskeleton organization; microtubule anchoring at microtubule organizing center
Cellular component (GO): cytosol; Golgi apparatus
Molecular function (GO): cytoskeletal adaptor activity; dynactin binding; dynein complex binding
Source: RefSeq, a predicted model, not a curated record
GGCAAGAGCCAGACAUGUCAGUAGUGCAUUGAACUGUCAAGACGUUUUACUUUUUGGGAGAAUGUAGAAAUAAUUUUAGUUGAUUUUACACGUUUUUAUAGUUGUUUUUCAAAUAUUAUUUACUUUGUUUAUGAGGACAAAAGAGGAGGCCGUUUAACUGUCGCACGAUGGCGGCCACGGCUCAGACCGAGCUCGCGGUGGCGGAGCUAAAGGUGGAGAUCGAGAGGCUCAGCCGAGAGCUCGACCAAGCCAGCAGCGAGAAGGUGCAGUCGGCGCAGCUGGGGCUGGUGCUGCUGCAGGAGAAGGGCGAGCUGCAGCGCCGCUGCGAGGAGCUCGAGGCGCUCUACGAGAAUACGAGACACGAUCUCGAGAUCACACAAGAGGCCCUUAUGAAACUAGACUCAAACCAGAAAGUGACGACACAGAGCGGUAUAGACCAAGAAAAUGCUCUCCUCAACGAGAGUGCUGCUAUGGAAAGCUCGCUCACACUACAGAUCAUAGAACUUGAGGGAGAGACCAAACAGCUACGUCACGAGCUGGAGCGCGUGGUGAGCGAGCGAGACCGCCUGCUCAACGAGAGCUCAGAACUGGGAGCCGACAAGGCCACGAGAGAGAGCGAGAGAGCAGCACUACGAGGAGAGCUGAGGGAGGCCCGGCAGCGGGAGCAGCGGCUGCUGGUGGAUAUUGCUGAUCUGGAGGAUGAGAAUAUAUCGCUGCAGAAACAAGUGUCGGCGCUGAGGUCUUCGCAGGUCGAGUUCGAGGGUUUGAAGCAUGAAGUCCGUCAAUACCGUGAAGAGGCGGAGAAUGCCCGAGCCGCCGCGGAUGAAACCGCAGCGCUGCGCCGAAUCGCUGAACGACAGCUGGCUGAAGCGCUCGAAGCGCUGCAAGCGGAGAGAGAAGCUAAAUUCGCAGCCAAGAAAGAGCUCGAUGCACACCUCAGCAGAGAGGCCGCGUAUAAUAUCACCAACUUGGCCUACAGUAUACGAGGUAUGGGCGAGGAGGGCGGCGACGAGGAGGGCUCGGCGGGCGGCUCGGCGGAGCUGGCCAUGGACCACCACGCGGACCUGUUCUCCGAGGUGCAUCUGCACGAGAUCACGCGUCUCGAGAAGCAGCUGGAGCAGGCGCAUACUGAGAACCAACAACUGUCAGCGAGCAUGCGCGGCAGCCAGGCGGCGGCGGAGGCGGCGGGCGCGGCGGCGGCCACGCUGCGCGCCGGCCUGCAGCGCGCCGCCAGCCGCUGCAGCGCGCUGCUGCAGAUACAGACAGCCACCAAGAACGAGGAAGAGCAACAGAAAGACGGCACAAUCUCAUCCAAAGCCGCCCGCUGGCUGACCUGGUGGCAGGUGUCCGGCACGGAGCUCAGCAAACUCGCCGCCCUAUUGGCUGAGGUCCAAGCCGCCAUGCCGCCGCCCGACGCCACGGCCGCGUCCAUUGCUCGAGCGGAGUUGGCGCAGCUCAGUGAUAGGCUGGCCGAGGCGGAGGUGAAGUGCGCCGCGUUUACGGCUGACAACCAGCUGUUGACUACUCUGGCUGGAGGAGCGGGUCGCGCGCUGGCCACGGCCGCGCCCGCCCUGUCUUCAGCCGCGGAGACCCUCGCUCAGAUCUACCACCACGUGUGUGCUAUCAACGGCACCCAGCCGCAGAGACUGUUGCUGGAGCACGCCGGACAGACAGAUGUAUCCGGCACAGAAGACCGAACAGCGGAAGACGAGGCCCUAUCCCUAGCCGCCGGCGAGCUGUCGGGCCUGCGCUGCGCCGGCGCCGUGGCGCGCUCCGCCGACACGCUGCUGGACCAGCUCACGCACCUGCGCGCCCAGCUCGACACCGCGCUCGACUCACGACACCGACACCAGCCCGUCAUGGAAACGGAGGAGCGCGGCGCCGAAAUGGCCGAACUACAAGAGCAAGUCAUCAAGCUAAAAUCUCUGUUAUCCACCAAGCGCGAACAGAUAGCCACUCUUCGCACGGUUCUCAAGUCAAACAAGAACACCGCAGAGGUCGCUCUGGCUAACCUCAAGUCCAAGUACGAGACCGAGAAGACGAUAGUCACAGAGACUAUGUUGAAGCUGAGGAACGAGCUGCGGCUGCUCAAGGAAGAUGCUGCCACAUUCUCAAGUCUCCGCGCGAUGUUCGCGGCGCGCUGCGAGGAGUACGUGACCCAAGUGGACGAGCUCACGCAGGCGCUCGCCGGCGCCGAGGAGGAGAAGAAGACCCUCAACCAGCUGCUGCGUCUCGCCGUGCAGCAGAAGCUGGCGCUGACGCAGCGGCUCGAGGAGCUGGAGGUGGACCGCGAGAUGCGUACACGGCGCGUGCCCAAAGCAGGCGGGGCGCCGCGCUCGCGGCCGCGCGACUUCUAGCGGCUGGUGCGCGCGCUGAAGGCCGCCGCCGCCGCUCUACGCACGCUGCUGGCCGCCUCGCCGCGCACACCCGCCUCCUUGCUGGCCCGACACUCCUCGCAUUGAACAGUGAACCUACAAACUCCUUGGUGAAACGCAGAAUGCUGUUCUAAAUUUAAACUUUCGAACGCGUGAAAUCGCGCGCGUAUUUGGCAAACUCUUGCCGGCUGACAGACUCUUUGGUGUGUUAAAUUUCGAUAGUUUCGAUGUGCAUUUGUUGUUAUUAUGCGCGUGAACGUGAGGAUGCGUUGUCUACGUUGAAAGCGUCGUCCGGACCGGUUGUGCGGCGUGAAUUGUAGCGAGUAAAGUAAAGUAGUACGCAAAAUGUAGAGUAUGAAACAUGUUCUUCGUAAAGACAAUUUGUCACAGUUCAGUGCUGUCGUGUGCUGGCUAGAGGCGGUAGUGCGUAUCGACACGAAUUUAUAGCCUAAAUAUAUCUCGGAUGGUCCGAAUUCGUCCAGCGAGCCCCGAGGGCCGCGGAGUGACGUCACCGCGUCGACACUCCACUAUGAGAUGCAAUGAUUAAACAUUUUUUCUAAUUGUCGCUCUUAGGAAACAAAAUUAUUUAUACAUUUUAUAAAUUUUAAUCUAAUUAAAUUAAUUAAAUGUACCAAUAAAGUAAGUAGGAGGCGCUUCGUUGAUGUAAACGUGUUAUGUGUUGUCGGCCGCGGUGGUACAGCCUUAUUUGUUGUUUAUUUACUCUUCAUUGACCAUUGUUUCUUGAACCAUCAAACUGUGCAUGACUGUGCACCAGCGGCCGACAACGCCCAGUUAUUAAAUAAAGUAAGUAAAAAAUGAUUAGAGGAUUUGUAUCAACGAAGCUCCUCUAUAAAUUAAUGGUUGGUGUUAAAUUUAAAGUUGACUGAUUUUACUAUGUGUGUGAAUGGAAUGCGGGCGGCGGGGACGUUGUUAUAUUACUGUUGAUUGCGUAGAUAUCAUUGCAUCCCGGGCCUCGGCCCAUAUUAUUAUAUACUAUACCUAUUUUAAAUCAUUAUUAAAACUUAAGUCUUGGCACGUCUUGCCGUUCUAUCUGUGUGCGAAAUUUGAACGUUGCAUUUAACUAUUUUUAUGUACCACACACUUAUUGUAAUGAAGUAUUUUCAUAAAGCAUUUCCUCAAUGAACUAUUGCACACCUUGAAACGAACGUUCAACUGUAUUUUUGUAAUAGCAACAGGUAUUUUAUUACGCAAAUGAAUUUAUCAAUCAUAUUGUUAUCAAGUUGGCUAUUUGACAUUAUAUCUCUUUGAGAAUGGCGGAAUUUACUGUUUAAAAAUCAAACGCGAAGAGAAUAAUAAGUGACCCGUGCAAUGUUAUUUUAUAUAUAAUAUAUUUAUAUUACAAUCGUACGAUUCCCAUAUACAUUAUUAUAGAAGCCCCUUAUUCGAUACGAAUGUUUACGUCCAAUUGAAAAAUGUCUAAAUGAUUAAUUGACGUCCAUCCAUUGCGCAUAAAGACUAUGUAAUCUGUUGACAUGUUUGUUACGUUGUGGCCCUCUGUCUCUGCCAAAUACUUUCGUCCAUCUUGUUCUAGUUGUACUCGUAGUGUUUUCUUCGUUAGACUUGUCUUAGACGGACUGCUCCGGUGUUGUUUGUUUACAAAGCUGAGGCGGGAGUCAGUUAGUUGUCCCGCUCACUCGCACAGCGCGUGGGUGGUGCUGUCUCGCUCACUCGCAGGCUCAACACGUAGCGAUCAGUAGUUCCGAGCCAUCGUCGCGCAGCGCACAUUGCCGUCCCGCGGCGCUCGCGUCGCCUGUCCACUGUCCGCGCCGAUCGACCGCCGACCACUCACCCGGCCUCCCUCCUCAAACAAACACUCAAUUUACCUUCUCAUAUAAACAGUUUACAGUUGCUCAAAAUCAGUUUUGCUCACGAGGUCGAUCGGCGCUCUAUUGUAAGACAAAAUUAAACGUUUAAAAAGUUAAAUAUGUUACUGUUUGAUUUGUUGGAUGUGAUAAGGCAGCUUCCAUGCGGUAGGCGCGGAGGCGCGGCUCGACCGUUCCAUGUAGUGGGGCAUUCGUCCCGAGUAGGUAUUUUUACUAAUAGAUUUAGAUGUUAGAUUUACAUUAACCUUCAAGUAUACUUCGUAGGUUAACUAUCUAUUGAGAAUUCUAUCGACACUAGUAGUGAAAUUGAUUUGCAAUAUUUAUUAAACUAGCAUAAUUUAUUUGCGUAGCUCAAAAUGGCGGUCGCGUCCGGGUGUGAACCGGCGCGCCGCUCAAGGACCAUAUCCUUGCAUUUAUUGUUUUACAUUGUAAUGUAUUGACUAGCUUCUAUCGUAGAGCACUCUUUCUGUACUUAAACGAUGAACUUACCAAUAUUAGCGUUAGUAUUAUUGUUUACUAAGUAUUAUUAUUUUCAUUUGUAGCCGAGCAGCAGACAUCGUUUAUGUAUUUGUAUUGUCUAGUCACUGAGGCCGCGGGGUCGACGGUAUUGUUGUAAUAACACUCAAUAAUUAUAUUCUUACAAGUUAUUUCAUUAUGGUUGUCCUUUACACAGCGGUGUCGGUAAUACUACUGACGGUAGUUGACACGAAUUGAUUUUUUCUAUAUCAUAAAAUCGUGCAAUCAACGAAUAUUUUUGACUUUAUUUUUUUACAUUUUAGUAUUACUUAUAUCAAUUUUGCUUUGGACUUUACAAAGUUGUUAAAUUAUUGUUGUAUUUUGCAGUAUUCAACAGACUUUAUUUUGACGUAAAGUGCUGAACGCUAGUUUUGUAUCGAUUUUACAGCACGUUGAAUAUAAAAUAUUAGGUUUAAUUUGUGCGAUCGCUGGAUGUCUGCUGGCACUGCUGGUGGUGGUGUUAUGAGCGAUUAACCAAAUAUGUUCUUUAUUUAUACAGUUUUAAAUCACAUAUUAUUUUGCCUAGGCAUAUAGUAAAGGUGGGGACGUAUUAUCGGAUGCGUCAGUUAUAUACGAAAUGAUGAUCGCAUGCGACAAGUCUACAAGGCUCUAGAGAACUCUGUUUCGACGGGUGUAUCAGAUAAUACGUUCCCUCCUUUAUGAUUAUAUAUUUACUAUUUAAAGAGGUAUUAUGAGUUUUUUUUAUCACAGAUUAAUUUAAUCUAUUUUUAAAUACCAGCUACUUAUUAUUAUUAUAUUUGCAUCAUGAUUGAAUUGUUGGACAACUCGAAGCAUGAAUGUUCCCAUUGUAACGGUUUCAUUUUAAUCUGUAGCUGAAUUAGUAGUUUUUUGUUUGACAUCAAAAUGCACAGUUUGAUGGUUCAACUAGUAAAAUUACAGGUAUCAUUCGAAGGAUGUGGCCACUAUUUUGUUUAUUUAUUGUAAUCUCAUCAGGUUACAUGUCUUUUGAUAAUUAUGGAAACCUGCCAGGGAAGUCACUAUAGCUUGCGAAAAACGAAUGAACACAGAGCUGUUGUGCAAUUCGGUACGCUUAAUACGACUAGAUAGAGUCGUGGGUUAGUGCAGCGAGCGCUCCGAAGCUUGGGAAAAUGAUGUUUAGGAUCGUUUCUGUGUUAACCACGACUCUCCCUCGUUGCAUUAAACGUACAUAUUGCGUGACAACUCUCAAUUGUUCGUUCUCAGUAUAAGCUAUAGUGAAGUGUUGCGGCUACUACAUUCAGCGACAGACGUAAUGAACCGGCGGGAACAUAUCGUGAGAGCGGAUUUAUUUUGUGAGGCAGCUCGUGUUGUCGAAUGACUGAAAUGAAUCAUGAAUGAAAAUAAUAAAUUGAUAUAUUUAAAA